Molecule: messenger RNA, 4549 nt
Organism: Perca flavescens (yellow perch)
Lineage: Eukaryota; Metazoa; Chordata; Actinopteri; Perciformes; Percidae
Gene: ampd2b
Product: adenosine monophosphate deaminase 2b
Exons: 18
Coding region: 180-2462 (760 amino acids)
Biological process (GO): IMP salvage; AMP metabolic process
Cellular component (GO): cytosol
Molecular function (GO): AMP deaminase activity
Source: RefSeq, a predicted model, not a curated record
CUGAACAAGGAGGCAGACAGAGCAGAGGGGGGUCACACACUGGGAUGUGAGGGGGAGUUAAUGGAUCUGCUGGACCAGCUCUUUCUGAUCUCCGUGGUGCCCGCCACCUCCUCAUUUCCCAGAAUUCCUUGCCUGGGAUCCCUGUGGCCUUGAAACAAUCCAUUGACCUGCGUACAUCCAUGGACGGGAAGUACAAAGAUAUAGCUGAGGAGCUGUUCUCCCGCACACUGGCAGAAAGUGAGAUGCGCAGUGCACCCUAUGAAUUCCCCGAGGACAGCCCUAUUGAACAGCUGGAGGAGAGACGUCAUCGCCUUGAGCGACAGAUAAGCCAGGAUGUCAAGUUUGAACCCGACAUCCUCCUGCGAGCUAAACAGGAGUUCAUGAAGACUGACAGUGCCACAGAUCUCGAAUACAUGAAGGAGAAGAGCCAAUUUCCUGACCUGCAGGACCUGGUUCCAGAGAAAGAGUACCAGCGAGUGGCUAUUUCUGGAGAUGAGAAAUGUGGGGUUCCCUUCACAGAUCUGUUGGAUGCAGCCAAAUGUGUGGUGAAGGCUCUGUUCAUCAGACAGAAGUAUAUGGGUCUGUCGCUGCAGAGUUUCUGCAGGACCACCGCUCGUUACCUGCAGGAACUGAGGGAGAGACCUCUGGACUUAGAUAACUAUGAGGAGGAGAUCUCAGAGACCGCAGUCACUGCAGAUGCCACAAUGCACCCACCUGUCUCUAAAACGCACCCCUAUGAGAACCAGGACCCUGCCAGCAUGCCCAAUGAUUUGGGUUACAGCUGCAAGAUGGUGGAUGGUGUCAUGCAUGUGUACACAACGAGGAACGUUAUGGAAAAGAGCACAGAGCUGGACCUGCCGUAUCCAGACCUGCAGGAGUACAUCGCUGAUAUGAACGUCAUGAUGGCCCUCAUUAUCAACGGACCAGUAAAGUCCUUCUGCUACCGUCGUCUGCAGUACCUUAGCUCCAAGUUCCAGAUGCACAUUCUGCUGAAUGAGAUGAAGGAGCUGGCAGCACAGAAGAAAGUCCCACAUCGAGACUUUUACAAUAUCCGUAAGGUUGACACACACAUCCACGCUUCGUCCUGCAUGAACCAGAAGCACCUUCUGCGUUUUAUUAAAAGGGCCAUGAAGAAGUAUCCUAAGGAGAUAGUGCGUGUGGAAAAUGGCAAGGGUCAGACGCUCAUGGAAGUGUUUGAGACCAUGAACCUGACAGCCUUUGACCUGAGCGUGGACACCCUGGACAUGCACGCAGACCGAAACACUUUUCAUCGCUUUGACAAGUUCAAUGCCAAAUACAACCCCAUCGGCGAGUCCAUUCUGAGAGAGAUCUUCAUCAAAACAGACAACUACAUUGAGGGGAAAUACUUUGGCCACAUUAUUAAGGAGGUGAUGGCAGACCUGGAGGAGAGCAAAUACCAGAACGUGGAGCUCAGGCUGUCCAUCUACGGACGCUCCAGAGAUGAGUGGGACAAGCUGGCCCAGUGGGCUGUCAAACAUCGGGUCUACUCCACCAAUGUGCGCUGGCUUGUGCAAGUGCCACGACUCUUUGACGUCUACCACACGAAGAAACAGCUGUGCAACUUCCAAGAGAUGCUGGAGAAUAUCUUCGUGCCUCUGUUUGAGGUUACAGUCAACCCCGGCAGCCAUCCAGAGCUGCACCUCUUCCUUCAGCACGUUGUGGGUUUUGACAGUGUGGAUGAUGAGUCCAAACCAGAGCAACAUAUCUUCAACCUGGACAGUCCGCUGCCAGUCAACUGGACAGAGGAGGACAACCCGCCCUACUCCUACUACCUCUACUACAUGUACGCAAACAUGACUGUGCUGAAUCACCUGCGCAGGCAGCGGGGGUUUCACGCACUCGUCCUACGUCCUCAUUGUGGGGAGGCAGGGCCAAUCCAUCACCUGGUGUCUGGUUUCAUGCUGUCAGAGAACAUCUCCCACGGGCUGCUGCUCAGGAAGGCUCCUGUGCUGCAGUAUCUGUACUACUUGGCCCAGAUCGGUAUCGCCAUGUCUCCUCUCAGCAAUAACAGCCUGUUCCUCAGCUACCAUCGUAACCCUCUGCCAGAGUACCUGUCCAGAGGCCUCAUGGUCUCUCUGUCCACAGACGACCCUCUGCAGUUUCACUUCACCAAGGAGCCCUUGAUGGAAGAGUACAGUAUUGCUGCUCAGGUGUGGAAGCUGAGCUCCUGCGACAUGUGUGAGCUGGCCAGAAACAGCGUGCUCAUGAGCGGAUUCUCUGAUAGGGUGAAGUGCUCCUGGCUCGGACCGAAACACAUCAAGGAGGGGCAGGAGAGUAAUGACAUCAGGCGCACCAACGUUCCUGACAUCCGUGUGGCGUACCGGUAUGAGACUAUGUGCGAGGAGUUGAAUUUAAUCACACAGGCCAUCCGCACAGAUGAGCUGGAGACCAUCGAGGAGGAGGGGAGUCUGUAUAUGGGAGCUGUGCAGGGAGAGAAGUGAACAUGCAGCACAACACAAACACAAUUCUCACUCACUACAUUCAGUUUUCACAUCAGGACUUUGUACAGAUUUGCAUAUCAACAUACCACACCUGUGAAAAGAGAAACGCUUUGUUACAAGAAGAUUAUGAAAGUUGCUACAGUGGCAGUGUGAGAGAGGACCUAAAAUCUGUGUAUCCAAGGUGUCUACUUCCUUUAGUUUCCUUUGUCAUUCUUUGUUUACUCUGUCAUAAGGAUUUCACGAUGAUUCUCAAUGUAUUUAUUUAAAACUUUUAGAUUUCCAUGGUUUGUGACUACAUUUUGUCAAUGUUUCUGCAGUUUUUCUACAUAUAGGGCUGUAGCUACCAUGACACUGAGGUCAUGUUCUUUUGGUAUCUUUUCUGGCAAUUCUGGGGGUUUUAGUGACUUUGAGGGGAGUUUACUUUCUGCAGUUAAAAACUUACACAUGGUGAGUAUUUCCUUAGGCAGUAUUUAUAUUUAUUUUCUUUCUUUUUGAAAGGUAUUUAUAAACUCCAAAUAUUUAAUUUGGUCUACCUUUAGCCCCACAAGAGACAAAGUUCUUCUAUUUUAGUUAGUUGUGAUUUCCAAGAGCUGGUUGCAACAGCUGUUAAUUUAAAACUUAGCGUAGCUAUAAGUGCUUUCUAUAUUGAGAUUUAUGCAUCAUCAAAAUAAAACAUGUUCCACCACACAAUGCUCUUACCAAGAGAUUAUUUGUUACUAAAUAUUUAUGCCAAGUAACUGCUAUCUAACGAACUGAACUAACUGGCAAAGAUAACAUGAGCUUGCUGAUAACGCUGGUGAGGUCCGAGCAAUCAUAUAUUUUCCAUUCAUUCAAAACUAUUCAUAGUUCAAUAUAAGAUUGGUGGACCUCCAAAAACUUAUUUUGGAAGUUAUAUUAGCUUGUGAUGCACUUCAUGUUUAUUAUGUUAUUAUGUUGAUUGCUUUUGAUUGGACAGCGCUACAAAUGUCUCCCUGCAACCGAUUUACACAUUACUUAAGUUUUUACUAGUUAGCUGAAACAUUUCUUAAGUUGCAUUAGUGCAACCUGACUUAGUAAUAUCCCAAGUUUGAACUGAAGUUAGCUACUUGAAAUUGUUACUAAGAAUGUAGAAACAACUUUAAACACACAAUUAGUAAUGGAUUGAUUAACAGCUGGUGCAACCUAAUCCAGAGGAAUUUCCUUGAAAGCCCUACCCCAUUUAAAUAAAACUUGUAAAUAUAAAUGAAUAGCUAACUGAAUGAAUAAAAAAUGAAAAAUCCAAAUAAAAUAACUCAAUUUGGUUUUGAGGUAAGUGAUGGGUGAUGGGCGAAUUACAACUGAUGACCUUAGUAUUUCUAAAACCCUGGCUACAGCCCUGACUACUUACCAAAUCAUAAAUCUUUGCAGCAAAAUUUGUUUAAGGUGUGAUGCAAAAACCUUUCAAGAAUAUUCAUAAAGUCAAAUUAGAAACACUGCAUGAAUCUUUGUCUGCUUGGUUGACAUAUUCUAGUGUAAUUAUCCACAAGACAAUACCUCAUGCUGUAUAACUAGCAGAAAAAUCUCCAUCCUCCGUAUUCCGGUUACUGGUAGUUUUAUUUUUUACAGUCUUUACAGUUAUUCAGCAGAGUUGCAUGAUGUCACGUCAAUAUCUGUUUCUGGUGUGCGGUAAUGCUACUCAGUUGUAGUAUCUUAUGAUACUAACUCUUAUUUUGUGACGUGUAUGUGUUACAGUCUGAUCAGUAACUCUGAUCUGAUACAUCUUUCCUUGCACACAUACAUUAAAACACAUACAUUUGAGUCAUAGUACAGUGAAGGAGGCAUGAUCUGUUACUUCAGUUUUCAAUCCUUGCAUGAGUCCAACUAGUGCCAAAUUCAUGAAUAAACACAUUUUUUCAUUUUUAAACUCCUGCCUUCAGUAUAGGUCCUGGUGUUAUCUGUCGGGCUACUUGUUGCUAUUCAAAGGCACUACAUGUCCCUCCCAGAGAAGUAUAUGUGCUGUUUGUGUUUGUAUUAUUUGUGUUUAAAAAAAAAAAAAAAUGUUCACAUGAGUGCUUGACUUGCUGCAGUUUUUACAUCCAAAAUAGUAAAUAAAUGUCUUCUGAAACUUA